AUAUAGUUGUUAUCUUUCUAGAUUUCUAUCCAUUUCAGUGAUCUCUAUCUUUCGUACAUCAUUCCAUAAAAAUAUUUAUUAGUCGAUCGAAUCAUCUCAACGUUAGAUGAGAAACUGUAUAUAAAGGUACAUCGUAACACAGGCCAGGAGUAAUUAAAAUAUUUGUACGAUAUUUAUUUUGUUUUUAUAAUCCUAUGAAGUUACCUUACGAAAGGUAUAUGUGCAAAUGAUGAAUAAAGCAUUCCGGUUAACUGCACUGCAUAAUCAAGCGCGUGCGCACGCACGUGUACAUCCAUGUAUAUGUUUAUACAAGCAGACGUUCGUGCAUGUAGACCACUGGUCUGGAUAUGUAUUGCGUAGAGAUGUAUAGAGGUAGACUUUUCAUUGAACUAGUGAUCUUGCAUGUAGUGUAUAUGUCGGGCCGCGCGAGUCCCUUGUACAUGCCUGUUUUCUAUAUAGAUAAGUGUAUGUGUGUAGCUAUUUUACGUCCGCUUGCACUACGUUGUGCGCCACCCAGCGGAGGUCUCUUCGGCCGCGUUUCUCGCGUAUUCGUGCGAGCUCGUGAGCCUGUUUGUCUGCUUGUGGCUGUCUCUUCGCCUCCUCUAUACGUCUAUAGGUGGAGUGUUUCGCAAUUGAUCAGGUUGAAUUAGACGAAGGCCAUCAUUUAGAAUCAUCCAAGCUUCUGUUAACUUCAGAAGAUCCAGAGAGAUCUGUGGAUCCUGAAACUCAAGCUCGAUUAGAAUCAUUGUUGGAAGUAGCUGGUAUUGAUGAAGCAGCAGCUGCAUUGACUCGUAUGCGCAGCGAUAAUCCACGCACACAAAACGAAAAGCGCUCUCUUGUAGAGGCUUGCACUGACGGGGACGUAGGUACUGUUAGAAAAUUAUUAACAGAAGGACGCAGUGUUCACGAGACUACAGAGGAGGGAGAGAGUUUGCUCUCUCUCGCCUGUUCAGCUGGAUAUUACGAACUUGCUCAGGUACUUUUGGCAAUGAGUGCAAACGUAGAGGAUCGUGGCAUAAAGGGGGAUUGUACCCCUUUAAUGGAGGCUGCCAGUGCAGGGCACGUAGAUGUUGUAAGCUUGCUUAUUGCUCAUGGAGCUGAUGUUAAUGCUCAAUCUACUUCAGGUAAUACACCUCUUAUGUAUGGCUGUGCGGGUGGUCAUGAGGAGGUAGUGCGAGUAUUAUUAGAAGCAGGUGCCAAUGUUGAAGAUCACAAUGAAAAUGGUCAUACACCUUUAAUGGAAGCAGCUAGUGCUGGACAUGUUCCAGUGGCGAAGAUUUUGCUGGAACAUGGCGCUGGAAUUAAUACUCAUUCCAAUGAAUUUAAAGAAUCCGCAUUAACAUUGGCUUGUUAUAAAGGUCAUUUGGAAAUGGUUCGCUUCUUAUUAGAAGCUGGCGCAGAUCAGGAGCACAAAACUGAUGAAAUGCACACUGCCCUUAUGGAAGCAUCAAUGGAUGGUCAUGUAGAAGUAGCUCGUUUACUAUUAGACUCGGGUGCGCAGGUGAAUAUGCCAACGGAUAGUUUCGAAUCUCCAUUAACAUUGGCUGCUUGUGGAGGUCACGUUGAUCUUGCUAUGCUUUUGAUCGAACGAGGAGCUAAUAUCGAAGAAGUAAAUGAUGAAGGUUAUACCCCGCUAAUGGAAGCAGCGCGUGAAGGUCAUGAAGAAAUGGUUGCAUUGCUUUUGAGCCAAGGAGCGAACAUCAAUGCUCAAACUGAGGAAACUCAGGAAACAGCACUUACCUUGGCUUGUUGCGGUGGCUUUUUAGAAGUUGCUGAUUUCCUAAUUAAAGCAGGAGCUGAUAUUGAAUUGGGUGCCUCGACUCCUCUGAUGGAAGCUGCGCAAGAAGGUCAUUUAGAACUCGUUCGUUAUUUACUUGAAUCUGCGGCAGAUGUUCAUGCUCAAACGCAAACGGGAGAUACUGCAUUAACUUAUGCUUGUGAAAAUGGUCAUACCGAUGUUGCGGAUCUCUUACUUCAGUUUGGUGCUAAUUUGGAGCAUCAAUCAGAGGGAGGAAGAACACCGUUGAUGAAGGCAUGUAGAGCUGGCCAUCUGUGUACAGUUCAGUUUCUAAUAACGAAACGUGCAGAUGUUAAUAGGCAAACAUCGAAUAACGAUCAUACUCCCCUCUCACUAGCUUGUGCUGGUGGACACCUUGCGGUUGUAGAACUUUUACUUGCACAGUCUGCUAAUCCGUUUCAUAAACUGAAGGAUAAUUCUACGAUGUUGAUAGAAGCUGCGAAGGGUGGACAUACUAGUGUAGUUCAACUUCUGUUGGAUUACCCUCAUAGUAUUAUGAUGAGUACACCGCAUAAUGCAACACCUACACCUAUGUUGCUUCCACAACAGCAACAACAGCAGCAGCAGCAGCAGCAGCAGCAACAACAACAACAGCAGCAGCAGCAGCAGCAGCAGCAGCAGCAGCAGCAGCAGCAGCAGCAGCAACAGCAGCAGCAUAUUACACAUCAACAACAUGUGCCCCAUCAACAACAUACAUCUACACAACCACAGUCACACCAACAACAGCAACAGCAUGCUACAGAUCAACCGCAAACGCAAACUCUUCAACCUAAACACAACACACAAAAAUCGUUGUUAAGAAAAAAUCGAUCGGUAACCAUGAUGCCCGACAUGAGUCUUACUUCUGCUGAGGCGCAACAAGUCCGUUCUCAGCCCGCAGGAGAAUCAAUUGUAACAACUAAAGAUGAUACCAAUAUUCUGGAUAAAGGUAGUGGAGGAUUUACUAAUCUCUCAGAACCUAACAUCAGCCUUAGCCCUGCUCCAGCGCCAACACCAGGGUUAAAUGUUUCUGACAGCCGAAAGAACACUCGACAAGAGCAAAUUUUACAUAAGCAACAAAUUUUCGAAGAACUACAAAGGGUAGAGAGAGAACUUCAAAUUAAAGGUCCGGGGCACUGGUUCUGUAGUGCAAAGAAUCCUGUUGUAACUCAACAGCAACAACAGCAGCAAGAGGAUUCUAAUGAACAGGAUACACUGUCAUCAGGUUUAGUUUGCAGUACAAGUGGCAUGUCCGGAAAUUCAUUAAGUCAUCAAGGCACCAGCCAGGCGAUGUCAUUAUAUAACGCAUUUCUCAGAGGGAAACGAAUUGCACAAGAAGCUCAGCUAUCUUUAGCUCCAACCAUAUCGGAAACUUUUCCCACGACAAAUGCUUUUCCUACAUCUCCACCUCUUUCCCUUGCAACAAUACCUGUUACAUCGUCUGUUCCAUUAGUUACUUCAAAUACAUCUUCAACAACUACACCAAGUCCUCCAAGCAUAUCCACGCCUCCUACCGUUAUGGCAGUUUCCCAACCCAUUACUGCAAGUAGUGAUGUUAGCCAGAAUACUGCUAUAAGUGAUCGUCCGAAAGCGAAACCUGUCUCUAAAAAAGAAGGUAAAAAUAUCCGGAAAGCUUCGUCUAGUGUAAUGGCUGGAAAAUUACAGCAACAGCAACAACAACAGCAACAAGCUAACUUGAUGGCUGGUCUUCAACAACAAUACCAGCAGAAACAACGACAACAUACUUAUCAAGUUCAACAGGUACAUCAGCUGCAGCAACUUAAUCAACAAUUACAAUUACAGUUAGAUCAAGUACAGGUACAGCAACAACAACAGCAAUCACAACAGCAAGUUCAACAGCAGCACCAACAACAACAGUCGCAGUCACAGCAACAGACUGGUGUAGUAACUGCUAAUGGAAAUAACAUACUUAUGCCAACUCAAUUAAUGUCACAUCUUCAUCCUACGCAUACCCAUCAUCUUCAUGAUCAGCAAACAACUCAACAAAAUCUAACGGAGCAGGCAGAUCCUGAAUUAGCAAGAUUACAUCGGGAUGGAGCUUGUCCCUUUGUUGCUGCUGCUCAAAAGGCAAAAGCUCUUUGUACAAGUGAAAGUGUUAUAAAAUUAGAGGAUGGCACGCAUAUUCCUUUGGAUGAUGCUUUUGAAAUUUUUCGAUCUAUUAGCUUUGACGAUACUGUUGAUGCUACAGAAGAUCAAGAAAAACUUGAAUUAAAAAGAUUAGAAGUGACAAAUGGCAAAGAUUCUCAACAGCCGCAACAACAACAACAGCAGCAGCAACAACAACAGCAACAGCAGCAGCAACAGCAGCAGCAGCAACAUUUACAAACCACACAAAUAGUUCAACAAGCAACUACCCCUUAUACUUCUCAAGAGUAUUUUACUAAUCCUGUGUUACCAACUUUGCCUUCGCUUCAAGUAACUAGUGCUGGUGUUCAAAUACAAGCUGAUAUAUCAGCAGGUUUACAAUUAACUGGUACGCAAUCUCUACAGAACCAAUCAUUUAAAGAAGGAUAUCUCGAGAGUUUUCGAGCCCAUUUUCAACCACAAUUGUUACUACAAUCCUCUCAGAUAACAUUUCCUACACAAGCUUUGCCAACUGUAAGUGAAGCAACAGGAAUAAUAGACAGUAUAUCCCAUCAAACGAAUAGUUAUGUUCAGUCAACAGCCUGUAGUACUAAUCAAGUUCAGGUGGCUACUCAAACUCAAGCACCAGCAACAACAACCGCAGCAACUAUCGUUGCUUCAGAUAAAAAACAAGUUUAUACAGCUCCAACGACCGGUAAAGGAAAAAAGGGAAGAUAUCCACUUUUGUCUCAACAACCAUCGUGUCAACAACAAACUGCCAAUACCCAACAGCAGACCCCUAAUUUUCCCAGUCAAAAUUAUCAAUUGGACCCAACAACAGUUGCUAGUCAAUAUACAACAGGUGUUCCAACGGUUGGUGGUUACCCUACUAGUCAAGUACCGCCUACACCAUUCUCUUGUAUGGACGUGGAUUCUGAAACCGACAGUAAUCAUGAUACAGCUUUGACAUUGGCAUGUGCCGGCGGUCAUGAAGAGCUUGUUGAACUUUUGUUAAGUCGUGGUGCAGAUAUAGAGCAUAGAGAUAAAAAAGGAUUUACUCCACUUAUAUUGGCAGCAACAGCAGGUCAUCAAAAAGUAGUAGAGAUUCUUUUGAACCAUGGAGCUGAUAUAGAAGCUCAAUCUGAACGCACCAAGGAUACACCUUUGUCUCUUGCCUGCAGUGGUGGUAGAUAUGAAGUGGUAGAGCUUCUCCUUAAUCGGGGUGCUAAUAAGGAACAUCGUAAUGUUUCUGAUUACACACCUUUGAGCCUUGCAGCAUCCGGUGGAUACGUUAAUAUAAUAAAGCUUCUCCUUAGUCAUGGUGCUGAAAUUAAUUCUCGUACUGGCUCCAAAUUAGGUAUUUCUCCACUUAUGCUUGCAGCUAUGAAUGGUCAUGUUGCGGCGGUGAAAUUAUUAUUAGACAUGGGCAGUGAUAUAAAUGCUCAAAUAGAGACUAAUCGUAAUACUGCGCUCACGUUGGCAUGUUUUCAAGGAAGACACGAGGUUGUUAGUCUUCUUCUCGAUCGAAAAGCUAACGUAGAACAUCGAGCUAAGACUGGUUUAACACCAUUAAUGGAAGCGGCUAGUGGAGGAUACGUCGAAGUUGGACGUGUUUUACUUACAAAAGGAGCGGAUGUUAAUGCUACUCCUGUUCCAUCAUCUCGCGAUACUGCCCUCACCAUUGCUGCUGAUAAAGGACACUGCCGUUUUGUAGAAUUAUUAUUGUCAAGAGGAACACAAGUAGAAGUGAAAAACAAGAAAGGAAAUAGUCCAUUAUGGUUAGCGGCGAAUGGUGGGCAUUUGAAUGUUGUUGAUUUAUUGUAUCACGCUGGAGCAGAUAUCGAUUCGCAAGACAAUCGGAAGGUUUCUUGUUUAAUGGCCGCUUUUCGUAAGGGACAUAUUAAAGUUGUUAAAUGGAUGGUAAAUCACGUUACCCAAUUUCCAAGUGAUCAAGAAAUGACGAGGUAUAUAGCUACCAUCAAUGACAAGGAUCUUUUAGAAAAAUGUCAGGAAUGUGUCAAAGUUAUUCGAGCAGCAAAAGAGACUCAAGCAGCGAAAGCAAACAAAAACGCAACGAUUUUAUUGGAAGAACUUGAUAUGGAAAAAACGAGAGAGGAAUCGAAAAAAGCUGCGGCUGCUCGUAGAAGAGAACGAAAGAAAAAAAAGAAGCUUGAAAAGAAAGAGGAGAAACGAAAAUUGCAUGAAGAAUAUAAGAAGAAUGAAACAACCUACGAAGAUAAAGAGGAAAAUGGCAAAAAAUCCGGAGACGAGGAAUGCGAUAGAGCGGAUGAUAGUGAACAUGAGACCGGUGACAGUUGUGAAAGAAUGGACAGUAUGCCAUCGCCAGUUAACAGAAGUCCAGAAGAUCCUUAUCGAGAGGAAGGCGAUAGCGGAAUCGAUGCAAAUAGUCAAGGCAGCUGUAGUAGUAACGACGUUAAAGCUAGGGAGAAAAAAAAAGAGAAAAAGAAAAAGAAGACUAAUAGUCCAACCAACAAUGAAAAAGACACGUCUCCUCAAAGAUCUCCAAAGUCUGUUGUUACGCAAGGCACUACUUUGUCGCAAAAUUCUAUUACACCUACAAAAUCCCAAAAUAAUACAACCGAAAAAAGAAUUAUGACCAGUGUUUCUAAUACGGUAUCCGUAUCCACAACUUCUGCUACAAUGAGUUCUAGGUCUUCGACUGUGACCUGUGGUGAACGCAAGUUGAAAGGUCAACUGGUAUUUGAAUCAUCGAGACAUCCUGCCGAUAGAGAAGACUUCGAAGCAACCGGCAAUGAGACGUAUAUGCCUGGUAAGGGCAAGAAAUCUUAUAAUAAUCAGUAUGAUGGCGACGCCUUGAAUACUUCCACAAAGAUAAGCAACACAACCAGUCCUAAGCAAGGUGGCAAGCGCGAAGAAGGCUGGAAAGAGGUUGUACGAAAGGGACAGUCUGAUGAUUCCGGAAGAUUUAUGAAUUCGCCAUUCCGUUCGAAAAAAGUAUCUGUUCCACCAAAUGCUAUUAGUCGAGUUAUUGGAAGAGGUGGAAGUAAUAUAAAUGCUAUUAGAGGUGCAACAGGAGCACACAUUGAAGUUGAAAAACAAAGCAAAUGUCAGGGCGAACGAAUUAUUACCAUUAAAGGCUCGUCCGAUGCAACAAAACAGGCUCAUACAUUAAUAGCCGCUCUUAUUAAAGAUCCAGAUGUUGAUAUAUUGCAAAUGCUUCCAAAAUCGAAACUCACAGUGGUUACGACUUCUUCUUGGGAUAAAACUGUAUCUACUGUAGCUUCGAGUAAAGCAAAGUUGGGUCCUGUAAAUAAACCUCCAAGUCUAACAUCUAGUUCCAGUAGUGCGCAAAUUAAUAAAUCUAGUUACACAUCCGGAGUUUCUACAGUUAAUCAAUUGAUUCCACUUCGAUCAUCAUCCACCAUUAAACUCGCUGGACCAUUUCCGACACCUUUACCACGCGCGACAGCACCCCGACUUGUGGCUGCAGCUGAAAAGCGAGCACAAGCUGUAGCCGCCCAAAUGGCUUCUUCAUCGAACACGAAGACAACAAUGUCAUAUACGAGUGCAAUUAUGACUGCUGGACGAGCAACAAAGAUUGUAACGACGAGUACCACACAAACGUUUGCAGCGAAAUUAUCUGAAAUCACUGCCUCAACGCAUACAUCUACUACCGUCAUGCAGUCGACUCAUACUACGGUAAACAAGCAAAAAUCGUUGCAAGCAAAUACGGUGACUGUUGUAUCAGCUACAGCCGCGGCAAUGGCUCAGACUUCGUCUCAACAGUCUGCAAUCAAUACAUCGCCAAAACACUGCCGACCACUGCCUACUUUAUCUGCUCCGCCAACUAUGGUCUCCCAUUAUUCCGGAAAGUCUACUUAUUCUCCCGGCUCCAACGCGGCAGUAUCACCGGCAACGAGCACUGUGGUUGCAUACUGCUCAGAAAGUACUGUUACUUCAACUUGUUCAAACUCCUCGAUACGAGUCAGUCCGUCGCCUCCGAUAUCAUCGCAGUGUCAACAACAAUUACAACAGCAAUCACGUAGUCCACCACCUGUUGCGUCGGUAAUUCAAGAGCAACAGCAGCAGCAACAGCAGCAACAGCAGCAGCAGCAGCAACAACAACAACAGCAGCAGCAGCAGCAGCAGCAGCAGCAGCAACAACAGCAACAGCAGCAGCAGCAGCAGCAGCAGCAGCAACAACAGCAGCAGACAAAUAACACGCCUCUCGAAUAUUCGCUGUUCAACGACACCUUUACGAAAGUUACACAACAAUCGAUGUGGGGUGGUCGGGAAAAUGAAUCUCAAAAGGGUAUGAAUUUCGCGACCGUAGCUGGAGGUGGUGGAGUGUCAGUAAACAUUUCGGGUUCGUCAUCGUCUAAAUUCAUCGACAGUGUACCUCCUCAGGUGGAUGCUUCGAAAGCUCCUGGAUACCGAGGGACAACUAUGUGUUCUCCCGUUUCGAGUAAAUCUAAUAAUACAACCAACACGAACGCGACUAGCAUAGGAAGUGGUGGUGUAUCGUCGAAUGCCAGCCAUAAUCCUAUUCAACUACCGCAGUUUCAAUCGUCCGGAAAUUACAGUGAACAUCCUCUUUCAAACAAACCACCAGGUAGCUUGGCUGUAGCACGACCGGUGAUUCCUCAACAGAAUAUAGAAAUGGGAGCAGCUAUGGGAGCUCAAUUCAGUAGGCCAGUAUUUCAAGGGGAAUUGACGGGAACUCGUAAUUCGACGACCCAUCAGCCGCACGUGAUAGUUUCUACAUCGCAGCCAACGUUGGACGUUAGUUUAUUUAAAGCGAACAGCAUUGGCUAUGAGCAUCCGAACGUAAAUUCAAGCUUACUAAAGAUGGUGCCGAAUGAAGGGCAGGGCCAUCCGCUUUUACCUUUUCAUCCGCAUAUGCAGAAUUUCACGCAAACAAUAGCACCAUCUGCUUCAGUGAACACCACCGUCAGUAUGUCCAGAUUAAACCCCAGAGCGCCUGAUUUUUCUAGUUCGUUACAUUUGAAUAGCAAGCCUCAAGUGACAAUGUUUAACGCGGGUUCGGCAGCGGGGAUGCAUCCGAACAUGUUCGCCACUGUACCGCCACCUCCUCCGUCCGCGAUCCAGUCCAACAACCUAGCAAUGCUUGGGAAUUUUCCUUUAGGAAAAUAUCAGGCACCAUCUCGAGCCACUCCCGGCAAUACUGGAAUCUCAACUAACGGGCAGACACGUUGGCCGUUCGCUCCGCCGCACAAUAACUACCCGCCCCAUCAAGAUCCAAUGAUAGGCCAGAUUGGCUUCUCCAAUCACUUGGCGAACAUAACCGCACAACCUGGAAGCAUCGAUUUGAUAACAAGUCUCGAGAAUGGCGGUUCACCUGCUAUAUCACCCUCUUCACCGGCACAAGUGGCGCAGGAGAUGAAUCAGCUUAAAAUCGAAGAUCGUAAAGUACCGCGACCGAUCGGUACGGAAAGAGCUUGGAAGAAUUACGCAACAGCUGGCAUGGGACCUGGUGGUGAUGCCGAUUCCAUCAAUUGGAUGUUAAAUAACGAAAAACUCGUCGGGUCUUGGGCAAGUUUAGCACCAGGCAUAGAUCGACAUCAAAUGUUUCGAUCUAAUGCUACUUACAAUCGUAUAUCAAACGUUGAUGCCGAACUUCAUCACAUGAUGGAAUCUUCAUUUCAGGGUCAUGUUGAUACUCAGCAACAACCUUUUCCUAACGGGAACGCGACCACUUUGCCUCUUAUCCCAGGAUUAACAUUAUUACCGGGACAAUUUGGAACACCUACAUUGACAGAAAUUCCUCCGAAUGAAGCAAAUAAAAUAGAUGCACCAGCAUGGGGAAUACCAGAUACUGUGCAAGACAAGCAACAUCCGGCGUGGAAUAAAUGGACUCAUUAAAAAGAGAGAAAAGAAAAAAACAGAAAGAGGAAGAAAUUCUUACCUGGAUGAUAUAAAAUAAAACCUGGAAUUCGAAGUAGUAAAUAGAUGUAACUGGAAUAUGAAGCAUUGUUUUUAGAUACUUGAAUUGCAUUACUAUCCUAAUUGUAUCCAUUACAACACAGAUUCGAAUAUUAUUUGUCAUGUUAGAUAAUAAGGCGGAUAAAUCCUUAUAACUUAUUACUGUUUGUCUAGUAUAAUCAUGCAAUACAAGCAAUUAUUGAAUACGAUAUGGAAAAUGUUAAAGAAAAAAAAUGAAGAAAAAGAUAGCCAAAUGAAAUCGAAACAGAACAAAAAGAUGUUUGUUACUUGUUUCUAAUUUCGUUUCUAAUCGUAAUUCGACCACGCUACUUCUGCACUCCAGGAUCAUUCUCAAAUUUUUGUCACGAUCGAGAGAUAUCGAGAACAAUUUACGAUCUUCCUGCUGAUCGUUACUGCGUGGUGGAUCGAUUUGUCCAAGUUACGAGAUUCUCAAACUUUACAAUAUUUGAUAGACAUUCGUCAUAAUAAAUUCAGAUACGCAUACGAUAAUUACAUCAGCUUUCGCUUCACCCGUAGCAGUUCUCGAAUUAAAACCUUCUAUCCUUUUCUGUUCCUUGAAUUUCAUGUAUCGAAUUAAGAAAAAAAAAAAAAAAAAAAAGCUUCAUUUCAAGUGUCCUACAUGCGUGCGAAAAUAAAGGCUUCGAUUUGCCACAAGGAUAGCUGAAUAAUAAUUAUGUUAAUUAAAUGAUACAUAUUAAUAACAAUAAUAAUAUUAUUAUUGUCGUAUCAAAA
This is a messenger RNA of Frieseomelitta varia, 10540 nucleotides long. It is a transcript of the gene mask, whose product is annotated as ankyrin repeat and KH domain-containing protein mask. Lineage: Eukaryota; Metazoa; Arthropoda; Insecta; Hymenoptera; Apidae. The record is from RefSeq and is a predicted model, not a curated record. Gene Ontology annotation, molecular function: RNA binding; protein binding. Gene Ontology annotation, biological process: innate immune response. The coding region runs from base 794 to 9727 and encodes 2977 amino acids. The transcript has 30 exons. Gene Ontology annotation, cellular component: cytoplasm.